Messenger RNA from Haliotis rubra (blacklip abalone), 1451 nucleotides. RefSeq names its product ornithine decarboxylase-like. The record is from RefSeq and is a predicted model, not a curated record. Bases 147 to 1376 code for a protein of 409 amino acids. Gene Ontology annotation, molecular function: ornithine decarboxylase activity. NCBI's taxonomy places the organism in Eukaryota, Metazoa, Mollusca, Gastropoda, Lepetellida, Haliotidae. Gene Ontology annotation, cellular component: cytoplasm. The transcript is spliced from 11 exons.
AAAUACGACACAAACAUUACUCUUUGUGUUUGAUUCAAAGCUUCAGCACCCAGACCUCUUCAGAGGAGAUCUGAAUGUUUACAACGGAUAGAGAUUGCACACAUACAAAUCAGGAUUGAAAGAUAAAAGGAGCAGUAGUUAUAAGAAUGGACAGCGCGCUACUGUAUGAAGAUGGCGAUGGUGUCAAAGACAAAAUCAACAGAAUUAUUAAACAGGAAACGGAAAAGGAUGAAUAUUUUGAGGAAGCCUUCUUCAUGAUUGAUAUGGAUGAUGUCAAGGGAAAGCUGAAACAAUGGCGCAAGUAUCUUCCCAGAGUGAAGCCACACUACGCUGUCAAGUGCAACAACGACCCUCAGAUUCUCUCUCUCUUAGCUGACCUCGGUGUCUACUUUGACUGCGCCAGCAGGAAUGAAAUGGCCUCUAUUCUUGGUUUGGGCGUGGAGCCAUGUAACAUCGUCUACUCCCACAGUGUCAAAUGCCGUAGAGACAUCAGAUAUGCGGCGGCUGCUGGUGUUGAUUUGAUGGCAUUUGACAGCGAGCAUGAACUCAUCAAAAUAAAGUCAAUUCAUCCCCAUGCAAGAUUGUUGCUGAGAAUAAAACCUUCAGACAAAUAUGACGUGCAGUACCGGUUAAGCAUCCAAUAUGGAUGUGAACAGCAUCACAUCCGGCCUCUUCUUGCAGCCGCUAAAGGAAUGGGACUGAAUGUAGUUGGGAUCAGUUUCCAUGUUGGAAGUGGAGUCGUGGAUGGCCGUGUGUUCAUUGAUGCCAUAGAAAGAGCUGACAGGGCCUUUGCCAUUGCCUCCGAACUCGACAUUUCUCUGAGUGUCCUGGAUAUUGGAGGGGGUUUCUUCGGGAAAACGAGAGCUCCUGUGGAAUUUAAAGAGGUUGCAGGCCUCAUCAGCAUUGCCCUGGAGGACCACUUUCCCGCUAAGAGAGGAGUGAGGAUAAUUGCAGAGCCUGGUCGCUACUUUGUGGCAUCGUGUGCGACCCUGGUCCUGACAGUUAUCGGGAAGAAGGUGAUCCAAGAUGGUGUUGCGAAAGAAUUCCUUUACUUUCUGAAUGACACUGUGUUUGGAACGUUCAACGCCGUAUUUUCGAAAUGCACUGCAGCGAACCAACCGUCGUUGCUAAAGGCUCCACGGAGUGAUGUGACCUUCAAGUCCAGUGUCUGGGGACAGACGUGUGCAGGUCACGACAUCCUUUUCAAGGAGUGUCACUUACCAGAGCUUGAAAUCGGGGACUGGUUGUUUGUCGAGAAUGUCGGCGCUUACCCCAUGUCGAUAAACAAAGGCGGGUCAUUUAAUGGAAUGCCACAACCGACACCAAUGUAUGUCUGCUCCAAACAAAUCUGGAAAUCCCAUUACUGUAAAACCUGAGGAAAACGCCACCAUCAUGCACGUUUGAAAGUGCCACAUGUAUGUUUGCCACAGCAAAAUGUACAACAAAGCUGU